Molecule: messenger RNA, 498 nt
Organism: Caenorhabditis remanei
Lineage: Eukaryota; Metazoa; Nematoda; Chromadorea; Rhabditida; Rhabditidae
Exons: 3
Coding region: 1-498 (165 amino acids)
Biological process (GO): polysaccharide biosynthetic process
Cellular component (GO): membrane
Source: RefSeq, a predicted model, not a curated record
AUGGAGAACGAGAAGCCGGAUUAUGCAUUUGUGAUUUCUAGAUAUGUUUCAAUCGGUGCACCAUUUCCAAAAAAUGUAACAACUUUCGACAAAGAUCCAAUUUAUCAAACAAUGAAGGAGCAAAUGUUAAGAUUUGUAUCCACCAUCAAAUACAAAAUGUACAUUCUGGAUGCAUUCCCUUCGAUUGAUCGAUGGAAGGUUCCACAAAUCGGACCGAUGAUCAAGAAUGGGACAGAUCCAGUAGCUAUUGAUAAUGUUCUGGUCCCUCCACAAAAUACCUACUUCAUGGCCCGUAAACGAUAUGCCCAACUCAUCAAAGAUUGUGGAAAAAAGUGUGUUCUCAUAGAUUACGUGCCAGAAUUCUACCAAGAAGACACAAAAACCUUCCGGGUGUUUGACAAGAAAGGAUUCUCAUACUUCACGACACCAUCUCAUUUGACACCUCAUGGAAUUGAGAAAAUCAGACAUAUCUGGACAGAUAUCUGUAGGAAGUUAUAG